AUGCGCAGGUUAAUGGAAAUUGUUCUGCGCAUGCGCAAAACUCAAGAACAAGAUGGCGGUGGCGACUGCGAUGACCGGGGAACAGGUUUGGAGGUGUCGCCAGCUGGUUUGCUGAAGGUUCUGCUGAACUGGGCCGAACCAGUAACUCUAUCCCAAGAAGAUAUUGCUAUGGUUCAUAGCCAUAACCAUAAGCAAGCGAAAGAUAUUGAGCUAGGAGACUCAGCAAAUAACAGGACAGUGCUAUACAGGGCUAACCGGGAAACAGCGUUUGUUCACGCAAUCAGCUCCGCCGGGGUCAUGUACACAUUGACGCGAAACUGCAGCCUUGGGGACUUUGACAAUUGUGGCUGUGACGAUUCUCGCAAUGGACAGUUUGGAGGCCAAGGAUGGCUGUGGGGAGGCUGCAGUGACAACGUGGGCUUUGGGGAAGCCAUUUCCAAGCAGUUUGUGGAUGCCCUUGAAACAGGGCAGGAUGCCAGAGCAGCCAUGAAUCUGCACAACAAUGAAGCCGGCCGAAAGGCAGUGAAAGGGACUAUGAAGAGAACCUGCAAGUGUCAUGGGGUUUCGGGCAGCUGCACCACCCAGACCUGCUGGCUACAACUCCCCGAGUUUCGAGAAGUGGGGACAUACCUGAAGGAGAAAUACCACAAAGGACUGAAAGUAGACAUACUGAAAGGGGUGGCCAACAGCGCUGCGAGCCGAGGCGCCAUAGUGGAAACCUUCAGCUCAAUCUCCAAAAAGGAACUGGUCCACUUGGAAGACUCCCCUGACUACUGCUUGGAGAACAAGACUUUGGGCCUCUUGGGUACGGAAGGCCGGGAGUGUCUGAAGAGGGGCAAGGCCCUGAGUAAGUGGGAGAAACGGAGCUGCCAGCGGCUGUGUGGAGACUGUGGGUUGGCUGUGGAGGAGCAGCGAGCAGAAAUGGUGUCGAGCUGCAACUGCAAGUUCCACUGGUGUUGUGCAGUCCGUUGUGAGCAGUGCCGCAAACGUGUCACCAAGUAUCACUGCGUCCGCAAGGAGAAGGGAGAGCAGCAUGGCGUCAAUCUGCCCCCACGCAAGCUCAGGAGGAAGCAGCCUUAG
Molecule: messenger RNA, 1080 nt
Organism: Thamnophis sirtalis
Lineage: Eukaryota; Metazoa; Chordata; Lepidosauria; Squamata; Natricidae
Source: RefSeq, a predicted model, not a curated record